This is a messenger RNA of Diorhabda carinulata, 1092 nucleotides long. It is a transcript of the gene Dhrs4, whose product is annotated as dehydrogenase/reductase SDR family member 4. Bases 260 to 1030 code for a protein of 256 amino acids. Gene Ontology annotation, molecular function: carbonyl reductase (NADPH) activity. Lineage: Eukaryota; Metazoa; Arthropoda; Insecta; Coleoptera; Chrysomelidae. The transcript is spliced from 4 exons. The record is from RefSeq and is a predicted model, not a curated record.
UUUUUUUUUCCCAUACCAACUGUCCAUAUAGGAGUAUUACAUAUAUGGAACUUUUAUAAUACUUGAUUUUAUUAUCGGUACUUAUAUUUUUAUGAAGAAUAAAAAUAUUAGUACCAAUACAAAUGACCUUACUUCGGUACCUAUAAAAUUACGCAUAAUCAUUUCUAAAGAUUAAAUUUCUCCUUGAACUUUCAUACGCGAUUGUGAUAAUGUGAACGAAUACAUUAACUAAUCUUCGGAAUAUUUAAUUUUUUCCAUCAUGUCAUAUGCACCUUUGAAACGUUUAACUGGAAGAAUUGCCAUUGUGACCGCUUCUACCGAUGGAAUUGGAUUUGCCAUUGCACAGAGAUUAGCCCAAGAAGGAGCAAAAGUUAUAAUAAGUAGUAGAAAACAAAAUAAUGUUGAGAAGGCGACGAAAUCUCUAAAGAAUGAAGGUUUAGAUGUACGUGGUUUAGUUUGUCACGUAGCUAAAGCAGAAGACAGAAAAAAACUUUUCGAUGAAGCUACUAAAAUCGGAGGUCUUGAUAUUUUAGUUUCCAACGCAGCCGUAAGUACUACGGUAGGAGGAGUACUUGAUUGUACUGAAGAUCAUUGGGAUAAAAUAUUCGAUGUUAAUGUCAAAUCUUCAUUUUUGUUAGCCAAAGAAGCCUUGCCUCUACUUAGAAAGAGUAAAGCCGGAAGGAUUAUUUUUAUAUCUUCAAUUGCUGGUUUUCAUCCUUCGGAAUUCUUAGGAGCUUACAGUGUGAGUAAAACUGCGUUACUGGGGCUUACAAAAGCCGCAGCAGUUCAGUUAGCUAGAGAAAACAUAACGGUAAACAGUGUAGCUCCUGGUUUAAUCGAGACUAAAUUCGCAGAACCGAUUACAUCCAAUGAAGAAGUGGUAAAAAUAGCUGUACCAAUGAUUCCAAUGGGAAGAGUUGGUAAACCACGAGAUAUUUCUGGAAUAGUAGCAUAUUUGGCUUCAGAUGACGGAUCUUAUGUUACAGGAGAAAAUAUGAUUAUAGCCGGUGGAAUGAGCUCAAGAUUAUAAUUUAUUUUUCGAUUUUCAUUGUAGUUUUUGUGGGAAAUAUAUUUUUAACUAAUAAAUCCAAA